Molecule: messenger RNA, 5199 nt
Organism: Heterocephalus glaber (naked mole-rat)
Lineage: Eukaryota; Metazoa; Chordata; Mammalia; Rodentia; Bathyergidae
Gene: Tmcc1
Product: transmembrane and coiled-coil domain family 1
Biological process (GO): endosomal transport; endosome membrane tubulation; endosome fission
Cellular component (GO): endomembrane system
Source: RefSeq, a predicted model, not a curated record
CCUGUGGCUUUAAGUCCAACCAGUUGGAAGCUUUUGUCUUUUGUAAAAGACUCUCACAGCUAAAGCAGAGAGGCACAUACAGCCUGUGAUCUCUAUUCUCCGAGCCAAACUAUUCAUUUGCAUCAGCAGCACCAGGCACUAGCGCACGCACUUGUGCACGCGCACCCGCACACACACACACAUACACACAGGCACAGAUGCUUGUUUUGCAGAAGCUUUCUGUCUAUUCAGCACAGUCCUCCCAGGCACUCAGAUAUAAAAGCUCCACAAAUUGAUGCUGGAGACAGAACCGGAACUGUCCCCUGGAUGAAGCAGGUGCUGCAAAGGAUGGCUCUGCGGGAUGUUGGUGUGGUGCGGCUGCACCUGCCUUUUCUGGGAAAGGCCCCUCUCGGAGACUGUGAAGCUCGAGCGGUUGGAAGUAAGCAGCCUCGCCCAAGCUUCCAGUGCAGUGGCCUCCAGCGCUGAUGGCAGCAUCCAUACCGAGCCUGCGGAUGGCAUCCCUGACCCUCAGCGCACAAAGGCAGCCAUCGCCCACCUGCAGCAGAAGAUCCUGAAGCUCACAGAGCAGAUCAAGAUUGCACAGACAGCCCGGGAUGACAAUGUUGCUGAGUACUUGAAGCUCGCCAACAGUGCCGACAAGCAGCAGGCUGCACGAAUCAAGCAGGUCUUCGAGAAGAAGAACCAGAAGUCUGCCCAGACCAUCCUCCAGCUGCAGAAGAAGCUUGAACACUACCACCGGAAGCUCCGAGAGGUGGAACAGAAUGGGAUCCCCCGGCAGCCAAAGGAUGUCUUCAGGGACAUGCACCAGGGCCUGAAGGACGUGGGAGCCAAGGUGACUGGCUUCAGCGAAGGUGUGGUGGACAGUGUCAAAGGUGGCUUCUCCAGCUUCUCCCAGGCCACCCACUCGGCAGCAGGGGCCGUGGUCUCCAAGCCCAGGGAGAUUGCCUCGCUGAUUCGGAAUAAAUUUGGCAGUGCAGACAACAUCCCUAACCUGAAGGACUCUCUGGAGGAAGGCCAAGUGGAGGAUGGGGCCAAGGUUUUGGGAGUGAUUUCAAACUUUCAGUCCAGUCCAAAAUAUGGUAGUGAGGAAGACUGCUCUAGUGCCACAUCAGGCUCUGUGGGGGCCAACAGUACCACGGGGGGCAUAGCUGUGGGGGCAUCUAGCUCCAAGACCAACACCCUCGACAUGCAGAGCUCGGGGUUUGACGCACUGCUCCAUGAGAUCCAGGAGAUCCGUGAGACCCAGGCCAGACUGGAGGAGUCCUUCGAGACCCUCAAGGAGCACUACCAGAGGGACUACUCCUUAAUAAUGCAGACCCUGCAGGAGGAGCGCUACAGAUGUGAACGAUUAGAAGAACAACUAAAUGACCUAACAGAACUCCACCAGAAUGAAAUCUUGAACUUGAAGCAGGAGUUAGCCAGCAUGGAAGAGAAAAUUGCCUAUCAGUCCUAUGAACGGGCCCGAGAUAUCCAGGAGGCCUUGGAGGCAUGCCAGACCCGCAUCUCUAAGAUGGAGCUGCAGCAGCAGCAGCAGCAGGUGGUGCAGCUGGAGGGGCUGGAGAGCGCCACCGCACGCAACCUGCUGGGCAAGCUCAUCAACAUCCUCCUGGCCGUCAUGGCAGUGCUCCUAGUCUUUGUGUCCACAGUAGCAAACUGCGUGGUCCCGCUCAUGAAGACACGCAACAGGACGUUCAGCACUUUAUUCCUCGUGGUUUUUGUUGCCUUUCUCUGGAAGCACUGGGACGCCCUCUUCAGCUACAUGGAGCGGUUCUUCUCGCCCCCUAGAUGAUGCUGCCUGACACAGUGCUCCUGCUGCAGUGCAUGCGGAGAGCAAGACAGCAGCCAGCCUGCUCGGGAGUCCCUGCAGCAGCAGAAGAAUUGAGUGAAUCUGUUUACAUUUAGAAUAAUGUUUUUUCUUCAAGAGACACAAUUGCAAUAGUAUUUUUUAGAUUUUAUCCAAGAAGUUUUUUUGGGCAAAAAUCUUGGAUCAUUUUUAUGUAGCAUGAUUUCCUUGGGAUGCAAAUCUUAAACAGUCCUUUAACAUGAACCCACAGUCAGGGCACACUGAAGGGCAUUCAGAAUCGUGGCUUGAAGGACUACACUCAGACCCCUGAACAGACACGGAGCUGGGUAGGACAGCAGUUAAUGACACCCUCCCUGCCUGGGUCCACUCCGAGCCUGGCCUGACUACUGUGAAAUCCGACCACAUUCCAGGCCUGAAUGCUUGGAUCCAGGGUGGAAGGACACACGCGUUCCCUAGCUUCUCACCCCAGUUGGCCACUGGUGUGAGCCCUGGACACCCACUCCCUGGUGAACACGGGCACUGACCCUGCCAGGAGUGACAGUGUUGUGUCCAGAGGGGCCCUACGCAGUCCUGCAGCAUUGUGAAGCAGCCCUCCAAAUCCUUCAUUUUAAGCAAAAUCCCUUGGCCACAAUUUUAAGGGUUUUUUUUUUAUAUGUGUAUAGUUACCAACUUAAAAACAAAAAAACCCGAACUGCAUACUUGAAGAAUGUAAUACUCAAACUCUCAGUGCUUCCUUAUGGUUUCUAAUAGGAUUUUUAUUAUUGUUAUUAUUAUUAUUAUUGGGUUUUUUUGGACGGGGUUGGGAGGGUCUUUUAUUUUGCCUUUGAAAUAAAGAAGUGCUGUUUUUAAAUGAAGACGUGUGGGUAUGUAAGUGUGCUGCCCCUCCUGUCUGGAACAGUUCAGGGAGAGCCUUGCUGUCCACACUGCCCUCUGCCGCCCCUGGCUCGGGAUGCAGCUUGUGCUUCCUUGUCUGGCCACUGCUGCUUUCUGGGGUCCGCUGCCCCCACACCGCCACUUCCUGGGCGUGGCUUCUUUGGGAGGCAGGGGAUGUUCAGGGGGAGGGGGCUCUUUCCACAGGCCAGUGUGGUAGGACUGGGACUGUGCUGCCCAGGUAAAUGUUCCUCCAGUGACCUUGGGCUGGGAGUAUCUUUUGGAGAAAUCGAGACUGUUAGGAGAGUCCUAAGUAAUUCCUAGUAUGCCCUUAAUUUAUUGUUUAACACCCCGAGUUACUGAAACCAAAGUGACAUGGAGUCUUCUGUCUGCAUUCUGGCCCCAGCACCCUUAAUCACAAAGCUUUAUUCUGUUUGCCUAAGAGGAUCAACUGAAGGGGAUUCUCCUGAAGAACAGAAAAGGAAACGUCAGGUUAGAAGGACCCGAUUGUGAGUGUGAAGUGUUGCCAGCUCCUCCUCAUCAAAGACAAACUUACUAACCGAGCCCUGCUCAGUGGACUUUUUAUAGGCAGUUUAGGAAAUGAGCUGAGCUUUCUUCCCCGCCCUGUAGCCAGCUCUAUCGUCUUGGUGGAACUUGAACUUUUUGAACUUAAUCUAGAGACCCUGAUUGGUCUUUCCUAUUAUCCACAGUCUUGGGUCACAAAUGCUGUUCUCUCGCAGCCUUGUUGUGUGCAGCCAUGUGACAUGCAGGAGCACGUACUCUGCCUGCAGAGAGAAGCCAAGAGCGCUUUGCCUGUUCCUCAUGCCGAGACGGCUCUGGGACCAGGUCAGCCCUGGUCUAAAGGACAGCUGACAUGUCAGCUCCAGCUGCCUUGUGCUGUGGCACGCUGGCCUUCUUGGCCGCCUCUGUCGUCCGCAUAACUACAUUGACGCUUAACUCAGGUACCCCAGUCCUCACCCAUCACCUCACAGCACCCAGAGCAGGGACCAAAGGGGUAUGAUUUCUCUUUUUCAAAAGAUGUUUAUGCCAAAACCAAAUUGUUCCCACGCCUGUUAACAUGUUAACUUUACCUGUAGAUAUUGCAGUGACUAGCACGAGUGCCAGAGGACACCCUGACCCUGUCUAGCAGUUUCUGCUUUAGCUUAAUUGCUCAGAGUAGAGUCGGAAAGAUGCUGUAACUCCAGUCAUGGUUUUCCCAAUGCAGCACCUUUGAGGCUUCUGCUUCCCAGAGCUCCUGAACUCACAGGCACUGCACAGGAGUCGCUGUUAUAUCAGGGUGAUGUGGUUCCCACUGCUGAAGGAGUUUCUCUCGAAGGAAUGUUUCACCUCUAGAAAGCCUCCGAGAAUUGCGCCUGACAGGCCAGGCUGAUUCCCUUUCUUCCUCAGGCUGUCUUGGGAAGGAUGUCGGUGCAAGUCAAGCACAUAGUGGCUUUCUCGCUCUGCUGUGCCCUGAUCAUUCAUGAGGCCCAACUGUGGUCUGUGUUUGCUGCUCUCUAAAACCCUGUGUCUGUUUCCAUGCCUGCCCAGCCCAGUUGCCUUUGAGUUUCUCUGCAUCAUGGCUGUUCUUGAAUUCUCCUACCUGUUCAGACCCCUUUGAUAACCUCACACUAUGGUCCCAUAUCUGCUCUGAGUGGAACUUCUCCUCACUUCAUGCUUCUCUUAAAAAAGACGAUGUACGCCCCUUUGAAAUGACACAUUCCCUGACUGUGCGUCUGUGCAGUGCCGAGCCAUUUGAGCAAGGCUGGCCAUGUUGGGCCAGCUGGCUGGGCAGGCUGCAGUUGCGCUGCGUGGUGACAGGAUCGCUCAGUGCACUCCACCAGCAAGGAAGGCUUCCUACUCAAUUGGUUCCUCACCAUCCAGAUGGAGGCAAAACCUUCCACGUCUCAGAGUAGAUCUCUCCCCUGCCCCGGCAGUGUGAGGUUGACACCAAGAGGAGCAUGAGAAUCAAGCCUUCCUUGCUGGCUGUGCCUAGUGGGGAGCGAACCACGGUGUGGUCCUGACGGCCUGUGGUUCUGUGUCUGAACCCAUGCUCCACUGUGGUGCAGCCAGAAGAAUGCGGGGCUCUACAUGGGUCCUCACAGGGAGCUGCCUGCCCUUCAGCUUUGGGAAAUACACACCUAGAACCAAAACCAACAUUAGAAUUGACAAACGGGCACAGACAAAAGCAUAGUUCCCACACCACCACGCUCAGUGAAACCUGGGAUUUCGAAUGUGGCUCUGGCAGUUAACGUUUCUGUGUGUUGUGUAUGCUAGGGCACCCCUCCACAGGGACUGAGUACUAGACUGUGUGUUUUAUCCAAGUAUGUAAGAAUAAAAACUCACAUGCACGAAUUGAGAGUAAAGAAAUGACACUUGUGAAUGCGUGAACGUUAACACUAUAGUUGAUAGAUCUUAAGCUGCUAAUUGUUGAGAGAGAAUUAAACUUUUGUUCUGUCUGGUUGCUGCUGGUUGUCAGCAGUGCAUUUACUGUACAUACAAUUGGAAAUAAAGACCUCAGCUAUUAA